UUCUCAUUCAAAAAAAGAGGGGCACGGCACUCCCCUCUCUGUUCUCCCUUCCUCUCUCCACCCCCAGCUUUGGUAUAUAAAUGGAGUGAAUCUCACAUCUUGCACUUCACUCCUUUUCCUCUGCUCGCAGUCUGACUUAGGAAGGACAUUCAACCCUAAUCAUGAGCAGGAACUACUUGUCCAAAAAUGAUGAGCUCCGCAAGGGAGACUCUCUGGUGUCCAACAACGGGGAGUUUAAGGCCGUCUUCCAGGAGGAUGGUAACUUUGUCCUCUAUGGCUGGAAGCCUAUAUGGGCUUCAGACACUGGUGGAACAGACGUUGUCCGCCUGUGCAUGCAGGCUGACUGCAACCUGGUCAUGUACAACAAGGAAAGCAAACCCAAGUGGCACACAAAUUCUGCCAAAGGCGACUGCAACAUGUGCCGCCUUUACCUGACCAACGAGGGCAAACUGGUGGUGGACAAGGAAUGUGGACAGAUUUGGAGCUCUACUAACGACAAAGGCAUGAAGUGAUUCAUUGUAUGUGAAAGUCAUGUUUGGAUAUCAGCUUGAGUCACCAGUAAACCUGCCUGCUGUGUAAUCUGGCAUCAAAUAAAAGCAAUUUUUCACAAUGCA
Sebastes umbrosus (honeycomb rockfish) is the source of this 614-nucleotide messenger RNA. Its product is annotated as lectin-like. Lineage: Eukaryota; Metazoa; Chordata; Actinopteri; Perciformes; Sebastidae. The record is from RefSeq and is a predicted model, not a curated record. Bases 162 to 512 code for a protein of 116 amino acids. The transcript has 3 exons.